UAUAUUGUAGCUUCCCUCUAUAUAAAGGAAAGCAUCGCAUUAUCGCGCGCAAAGCUUGAGCUCCAAGAGAAGCCUGACUACUGGAGAUCUUCUAGCAAAUAUUACUUGGAAAUGUCUCGGAGGUAUGAUAGCAGAACCACCAUUUUCUCCCCUGAAGGUCGACUUUACCAAGUCGAAUAUGCGAUGGAAGCCAUUGGAAAUGCAGGUGCGGCCAUUGGGGUUUUAUCAAAAGGUGGUGUUGUUUUAGUGGGAGAGAAGAAGGUUACCUCUAAACUCCUCCAAACGUCCAAAUCCACUGAAAAAAUGUAUAAAAUCGAUGACCAUCUUGCCUGUGCAGUGGCUGGAAUCAUGUCUGAUGCCAAUAUUUUGAUCAACACAGCUCGUGUUCAAGCCCAACGAUACACUUUUGCUUAUCAAGAGCCAAUGCCAGUUGAGCAAUUAGUCCAAUCUCUGUGUGAUACAAAACAAGGCUAUACUCAAUUUGGUGGGCUUCGACCAUUUGGGGUGUCAUUUCUAUUUGCAGGUUGGGACAAGAAUUUCGGGUUUCAGUUGUAUAUGAGUGACCCAAGUGGGAAUUAUGGUGGUUGGAAGGCUGCAGCCAUUGGGGCCAAUAAUCAGGCUGCUCAAUCGAUGUUAAAGCAAGAAUACAAGGAUGAGAUCACUAAAGACGAAGCAGUUCAGCUUGCGCUUAAGGUGCUUAGCAAGACUAUGGAUAGCACGAGCUUGACUUCAGAGAAGCUUGAGUUGGCUGAGAUAUUCCUAUCACCCUCUGGUGAGGUCAAGUACCAAGUUUACUCCCCUGCUUCGCUAAAGAAGGAGUUGGUGAAGUUUGGGGUCACCCAACCCCCUGCUGAGGCCUAGUUUCUUGACAUUUUGGGGCAGUUUAUUUGUAUUUUCCUUUUUAAGUAAGAAAUUUGAGGAAGGCUUCACUUUCUAUUUGGACAUGCAUUUGCUUUGUUAAGGUUCACCACAGAACCCAUGUUAAGCUUGUGUUUUACUUGUCUUUGAUUUCUGAUUUACUGAAAGGGUUGCUGAUUCUUACUCUGUUCUUUUUCCUUUUC
Molecule: messenger RNA, 1061 nt
Organism: Amborella trichopoda
Lineage: Eukaryota; Viridiplantae; Streptophyta; Magnoliopsida; Amborellales; Amborellaceae
Product: proteasome subunit alpha type-4
Biological process (GO): ubiquitin-dependent protein catabolic process
Cellular component (GO): proteasome core complex, alpha-subunit complex; proteasome core complex
Source: RefSeq, a predicted model, not a curated record